CAAAUAUUCAAGGGUUCAGUGGUUGUAAUCUAUUAAACACUACUUGUUUUCUUCAACAGUAACUUUCAGAACUUAUUGCGCGUAACAUAACAUUUAGGUUUUAUUAACCGAAGCCUUUUUGGAAAGGUAUUUUAAAGAAAGAAGUUAUUCAUUGUUCGAAACAUAAGAACAAGAAUCCUCAAUUGAGCUAAACAUAUCCGGCCUCGAGCCGUGACAAAAUGUUCAACCUCGUUUCAUUGAAUUUUUUCUUUUUUAAGAAUUGUUCGGCAUGCCAUUGAAGAAGAAGGCGACACCCGCAAACGCGGAAGAAGAUAAAACAGAUACUGAUCUGACGUUUUCUGAUGCGGAAUUAGUCAAAGUUCUAAUAGGCAGAGUUGCGGAACUCGAAAACACCCUCAAGUAUCAACAGUCUAUAACUCAGGACAAGUUCCCAAUGAUACGAUUCAAGCGUGACAGUGAUCCUAAGGAUUUUAUUGAUGAACUGGACGUUUAUUUCUCAUAUAACAAUUUUACGUCGCAACAAAAACGAUCGAAGGCACUCGCCUCCCUUCCCGAAGAAAUCAGAGAUCGCAUUAUAACAAUUAAGGACGCCAAAGAACUGGAAUGGCGCCAAUUACUAACAGAAAUCUUAGCUCCAGAGUUUCGCUUCUAUCGCGAACAAUUGUUCUCGGCGACAAUCAAGGCACGCGAAAAAGGCCUCAGUACCUUCGCUGUUGCUUACGAGAAAUUCGUACGAGCUCCGGGAGUUACUCAAGAUGAUAUUGGAUUGCUACUAUUAUAUAUGACUGCAGACAAAGACGCCAAGGAAUUCUUAGACCGUCAGAAUUAUCUCGAAUUAGACACAGAAAUUGUCGUCAGACUACUCAGAUUCUACGACUCAAGACGACAGACGAAUAAAUUUCAAGGAAAGGAUCGCUUCCGAGGAUCUUACAGAAGAUUCAAUUCGAAUUACCAAUCAACUUCCGACGAAAUAACGAAUACAGAUAACGGGAAACCCUUCCAAAAGAAGAAGCCCGCCGUGGAUACCUUUGAUAUUACGACAGACCCCAAGGACGAGGGCAAAUUACAUCAACACUUUUAUUUAUCAGACCAAACGACGUCAGUCAAAGCCUUAAUCGACACUGGCGCUGACGAGUGUGCGAUGUCAGACACAUUCGCAAGACACUUGAACGUCAAAAGCUAUUCAACUAAGACCCUUACGACGAGAAAUCCAAAUGGAUCAAUUUUAAAUGCCAUUGUAAAAACAGAAAUGAGAAUCGAAAUCGACAAAAAAACAUUCAAGCAACAUUUUUGGAUCAUUAAAGACCUAAACAUAUCCGGUCUCGAACCGUGACAGUCUGGAAAACACCAUUUUUGCCUUGGCUUUUACUUUUCAUGGUGUAGAUGUAUAUAGCCACUAAUAAUAUACUAGGUUCGAUUCCUACAUGAACCACUUAUUGACUUCUAUUUUCUAUCUCUCUUCCUGAAGAAGAGAAG
Molecule: messenger RNA, 1476 nt
Organism: Schizosaccharomyces japonicus yFS275
Lineage: Eukaryota; Fungi; Ascomycota; Schizosaccharomycetes; Schizosaccharomycetales; Schizosaccharomycetaceae
Exons: 1
Coding region: 269-1333 (354 amino acids)
Biological process (GO): proteolysis
Molecular function (GO): aspartic-type endopeptidase activity
Source: RefSeq, a predicted model, not a curated record